AUCUCUGUACAAAAUUUUAACUGUUCUUUACCUUUUAAACUUGUCUGCAGACAACAACAACAGACAUCACAACGUUGUACAACACUGUUGUCACUGCUGUCCUUCUUAUGUAAUCAGCUAAUCUCUGGAAAGUAUCCUGCUGUUCUUGGUUUCCCAAUACCUCAGCAUUUCCAUAAUCCACCUACAAGUCCGCAUUGAAAUUACAAAGUCAAACUGAAAUGUGGAUGAAAAAGCUGCAGUUAAAAAAAAUAUUAAAUUGAGGGAAAAAUGAUAGUAUAUCUUACACUGUUAAUGCAUGGGUAUUGAAUGUAAAAUGUAAGAAUUAGGAAUAUAAAAUAUUAUUGUAUUGGUGCUAUUUAAAAAGCUUUUUUGUUCAGUAUUAUUCUGGUACAUAUUUAUGUUCAGAUGUUUUUAAAUUUUCCAUUGUUUGUACUCCAUGUUUGCAGAUAGGAGAACAACAGGUGUCUGAGUUAUUAUUGGUAAACAAGCCCUCAGAUGAUCAUGUCAGAGGCUUAGUAAUGAAGAGAUUUAUCACGUACGAUGAAGUCUGUGCAUCAGUCAUUUACUCCAAACACCUGUCUAUGCUUCAGAGCGCUGUGAACCACAGAGAAAAUAAGGUCAUCUGUUGGCGUAUUUUGGCGACUAUGAACACGUUGGAGGAUGUCCCGUUUCAGAGCCUGCUGGGGCCGCUGGAGGAGGAGGUACAGGUGGUGACGGCUCCAGAUAUCACUGUACCAGACUGUCCCCAGAUACUGCGAGAAACUGAGUAUGAAUUCAGCCUGGAGAAGUGUAUUUUAACUGGGCAGCAGCCAGUCUAUCAGGUCCCAUCCUGCCCCCCUUACUGGCUGAUGUUUAGCAGUCCUCAGGUGAGUCGCAGAUCCAGUCUCAGGGGCAGUGAGCCGUGGGCCUCGGACCUUCGGCCCCGUAGUCACAGCCUGAACUCUGCAGACAGCCACUGGCCGCGCCAACGCACUGUCAAGUUCCUCAUACCUGACUCAGAGGAUGAAGACGGUUACCACGAGGAUAACGAUUGCUCCUCUCCUGAAGAGGCACCUCACCCUAUCAAGAGCAGAGAGCGUCCCCGGAGUGCUGCACCAAAAGACCCAAUCUCCAGAGUCAAAGAAAUGCAUUUUGGUCCCUCCAGUCACUACUGUAAGCCUUCCUCACCUCAGAGACUCAGAGGCCACAGAGGCACUUCACCUUCCCCUCAAGACUGCAAACAACCUCUUGGAGUGCUGGAGCAGCACAGGUCACAGCAGUCCAGCCCCGUCCCCCACGGGCAGAAAAACGCCAAGAAGAAGCGUUCACUGGUCUCCGUGGGCAGAAAGUACUCCCAGAACACACCACCAGCAGUUUCUGCUCCAUCCAGACUGCAGCAGCAGCGACCCUCCUCUGCCGGGCCUGUUGUCAGAAACCGCAGACAGAAGGCCCUGAGGACCAGUGGCUCUCAUGGGGUUUUCUUUGACUCUGCAGCAGAGCUGUUGUCAGCACUCAGCCAGGAAGAGAGGGAGCUGCUUGAAACCGUCACAGAGAAUGGCUACCCCUUACGCACAGCUAUUCUGGCUCUGCAGAAGACAGGAUACCGCAGCCCAGAGAAGAUCCUAAAAUACCUGGUUGCCAGUGACCGUCUGUGUGACCUGGGCUAUGAUGAAGCACAGGUAGAGGAGGCCUUAGAGAUGUUUCAGAACUGCGAGAGCAAGGCUGCUGAGUUCCUGCGCCUCCUGACUCAGUUUAAUGAGAUGGGCUUCCAGCAAAGUGCAAUCAAAGAAGUGCUGCUUGUUCAUGAAAAUCACCGUGAGAGGGCUCUUGAAGAACUCAUGACACGCAUGGCUUAAAUAGACCAUCUUCUUAAAAAGAUUAUUUUCACAUCUACAGUAUGUGA
Molecule: messenger RNA, 1882 nt
Organism: Lates calcarifer (barramundi perch)
Lineage: Eukaryota; Metazoa; Chordata; Actinopteri; Centropomidae
Product: ubiquitin-associated protein 1-like
Exons: 6
Coding region: 519-1835 (438 amino acids)
Biological process (GO): ubiquitin-dependent protein catabolic process via the multivesicular body sorting pathway
Cellular component (GO): ESCRT I complex
Molecular function (GO): ubiquitin binding
Source: RefSeq, a predicted model, not a curated record